Messenger RNA from Parastagonospora nodorum SN15, 1605 nucleotides. RefSeq lists its product as hypothetical. Gene Ontology annotation, cellular component: nucleolus. The transcript has 4 exons. Lineage: Eukaryota; Fungi; Ascomycota; Dothideomycetes; Pleosporales; Phaeosphaeriaceae. Gene Ontology annotation, biological process: maturation of LSU-rRNA from tricistronic rRNA transcript (SSU-rRNA, 5.8S rRNA, LSU-rRNA). The record is from RefSeq and is a predicted model, not a curated record. Bases 1 to 1605 code for a protein of 534 amino acids. Gene Ontology annotation, molecular function: RNA binding.
AUGGCUGCCGAAGACACCAAAGGAAAGAAGCGCAAGAGCGCGCAAGAUGCUGCGCCCAAGGCGAAGAAGCCCAGAAAGUCGGACGAUGUCGCUGCCACGACCAAGCCCGCAAAGGCUGCCAAAGCCGCGCCCGUAGCAACUGUCACAAAGACGGUGACCAAGACCACCCGAGGCAAAGCUGCGCGCAAGGAAGCUGCCGACUUCAUGUCUGAGGACGAAGCCGCCGCUGAGCCCUGUCGAGGAGACGGGCCGCCCGCAGACACCAAUGGCGACGCCCCCGAGCCUGCUGCGCCUGCGCCAGAAGUCUCAAAGCCAAAGAAGCAGAGCAAAAAAGCCAAGGCGGUCGAGGCUGAAGAAGCGCCCGUUGUUGACGCGCCCAAGGAGAAGACCAAGCCCGCAAAGAAGGGAAAGAAGGAGAAGGCCGAGCCUGCGCCAGUUGUCGAAGAAGUGGCCACCAAAGAAGUCGUCGUUGAAGCGCCCGCCAAGAAGACGAAGAAGGCCAAGGGCGGGAAGAAGGUCGAGGAGGAGCCCGUUGAGGAGGUCGUUGAGGAAGUGGUAGAGGGCGACAUUCCUGAGGACGACCAGACUGCCGCUCUUCUCGCUGGUUUUGAGAGUUCCGACGACAGCGACGACCCGGAGAACGACCUGAACUUCGACGAUGAUGCCCCAGUCCCUAAGCUUAACAAGAAACAACGGACCGCACUCGAGAAGGCUACCCAAGGUGCCCGAUCAAAUGAGCCUGGUGUUGUCUAUGUCGGUCGUGUGCCCCGCGGUUUCUUCGAGCCUCAGAUGAAGAAGUAUUUCUCUCAGUUCGGCCGGGUCACGCGCCUCCGACUCUCGCGCAACAAGAAGACCGGUGCCUCCAAGCACUACGACCUUCGUCGAGUUCCAGUCCACCGAAGUCGCCGACAUCGUUGCGACGAACUAUGGACUCGUACCUGCUCUUCGGCCAUAUCCUCAAGUGCAGAGCUUAUUCCCGCCGACCAGGUCAACGAGAACCUUUUCAAGGGUGCUGGUGAGCGAUUCAAGGUCGACCCUCGCAAUAAGAAGGCCGGUCUCCAGAUGGAACGCGGCGUUGAGCGAGCACAGUGGGAGAAGCGUGUUGAGCACGAGAACAAGAGGCGCACAGGCAGGAGCAAGGCCCUGAAAGAGGAGUUUGGCUACGAGUUCAACGCACCCGCACUGAAAGGAGUCGACGCAGUGCCCAAGCACCUGACGAAUGGAGAUGCUCCACAGCUCACCGAGGCGCCAGUCGAGGAGACCCCAGUGAAGGGCAAGAAGGGCAAGAAGGCCGCAAAGGUCGACGUUGAACAGCAACCCAUAGCCAUCGAGGCAGAUCUCCAAGCCGAGAUUGCUGCUAACGUCGGCGCACCUACUCCAGAGAAGAAGGCGACUAAGGGCAGGAAACGCAAGUCCGACGUUGCUGCCGAGACUGUCGCUGGAGCGGAAGAGCCUGUGGUCGCAGAAGUCACCGUCAAGAGCAAGAAGGCCAAGAAGGAAACCAACCCCGCUGUUGUCGCUGACGAGACACCCGAGAAGAAGCGCAAGGCGAAGGUCGAGCAAGACGUCGCUAAACCAAAGAAGGCUAAGAAGGCCAAGGCCUAA